Poeciliopsis prolifica (blackstripe livebearer) is the source of this 1244-nucleotide messenger RNA. RefSeq names its product cd8 beta (gene cd8b). Gene Ontology annotation, biological process: regulation of immune response. The transcript is spliced from 7 exons. The record is from RefSeq and is a predicted model, not a curated record. Bases 104 to 721 code for a protein of 205 amino acids. Gene Ontology annotation, molecular function: coreceptor activity; MHC class I protein binding. NCBI's taxonomy places the organism in Eukaryota, Metazoa, Chordata, Actinopteri, Cyprinodontiformes, Poeciliidae. Gene Ontology annotation, cellular component: cell surface.
UUCUCUGACUGACUGACAGGCAGGAACAGAAAGUGUCGGCAGCUGCCUUCAUCGACCCCGCUCAUCUUUUACACACUUUUGAACACACAGGCCAAUCGGCAAAAUGUUUUGGCUCGUACUGACAGCGGCUUCGAUUUGGAUGUUUGGUGCGUGCAAGGACCUGCAGCAAGUUGCUUACCCUGCGAUCGGCAGCAUUGAGAGUAUUGAAUGUGACUGUGGUAAACUCAACUGCGACGCUGUCUACUGGUUCCGAACUGUUCCCAGUGAGAGCAAAGCAGAGUUUAUUGGCAAAUGCAACAACGCUGACCGUGUUAACCUUGGGCCUUUGUACAAGGCAGACGAACGUCGCUUCAAGUUAAGCAAGAGGGGCAGCUCGGCCUUUGUCCUGCGCAUCAUCAACGUGACUAAAUCGGACGCAGGGAUUUACUCGUGCGUCGUAACGCACUCUAAAAGUAUGACGUUUAAUCCUGGGGUUGUUCUUCGGCCAGGAGAGACCCGUCCAACUUUGCCUCCAGUCACGAAGCUUAAGCCCAAACCCAAACCCAUCUGCCCCUGCUCUUCGAAGAACCAGCCUGAGGAUGGCUGUGACUCCCUGAUUCUUUGGCCGCUUGUCGGAGUCGUUUCGGGCUUGGCUGUGGCUCUUUUCUGCACGCUGUAUUAUUUCAGCAGAUUGCCCAAGAAAUGUCAUCACCACUUUGUGAAGAAGCGGCUGAUGAACUGAAGAACUUCAUUUCCUGCUUUUACUGAAACUUAAGCGCAGCAUUUGAGAUCGCUUUACUGCAGCUCGUCAUCGUUUGGAGACUGAGCAGCUUGAAGCACCUGAAGAUCUUCUUUGCUAAAAGCAAUUACCUUUGAAAGGAGAACAUGUCCACCGCCGGAGUUAGGAUAGUGUUGUAUUAUAUUGUCAAAUAUUAAGAAAUUACUGCUGUAUAUUUCAUAAGCCAUGCAGAUUCUUUUAGGUAGAUUAUUUUCAUGUGUUUAUCAUUUAGCCAUUUUACCUUGAACUAAAACAGAUCACAUGUUUAAUUUCUCUGUAUUAUUGUUCCAUUUUUGACAGAAAGGCUGUCAUUUUUAGUUUAAAAAAAAAAAAUCAGCCAGGUAUUUUCUCCUUUUCUGUACCGUUUUUGCCUUUUUGUAUUUAUUUGUUUGCGUCACGUCAUUUCAGAAGUGUUGCAUGUUCACAUCUGGAUCCCAGGGAUGAAAACACACCUUUUAUUUGUAGUUGAAAUGAAUAAAUUUCUGCU